Messenger RNA from Parascedosporium putredinis, 651 nucleotides. Lineage: Eukaryota; Fungi; Ascomycota; Sordariomycetes; Microascales; Microascaceae. The record is from the annotation of a GenBank genome assembly.
AUGGUCCACAAGCACGAAGGGAAAUUCUCCGACCUCCUCGGCCAUACUCUCCGGGCCCAGGUAGCCGCGGACGCUGUCGCUUCCCCCGCCUCACCCUCUAUACCGUACAUUCCACCAACCCUGGGCGGUGAACCCGGCCAAACACCCCCACCGAGACUCAACGUUGUCGUUCAAAUUGUCGGGUCGCGCGGCGACGUCCAACCGUUCGUUGCGCUAGGCAAAGUGCUCAAGGAAACCUACGGCCACCGCGUUCGCAUAGCGACCCACCCUACAUUCCAGAAGUUUGUCGAGGAGAAUGGGCUCGAGUUCUUCAACCCGGCCGAGCUCAUGGCCUUCAUGGUCAAGAACCCGGGACUCAUGCCAGGCUUUGACGCUCUCAAGUCUGGCGAAGUAAGCAAGAGGAGGCGCGGGAUGCAGGAAAUCCUUAUGGGAUGUUGGCGGUCCUGCAUUGAGCCUGGGAACGGCCUCGGUCCUGCUAUACAACCGCACAGGAAGGACCUAGAGAUGAAUUAUGACGAUACUGCGACUCUACCAGGCGACCCGACAGACAAGCCCUUUAUUGCCGAUGCCAUCAUUGCGAAUCCUCCGAGCUUCGCGCAUAUUCACGUGGCCGAGAAGCUCGGCAUCCCGCUACACAUGAUGUUCACGUGA